ACAACGAACGCUCCACCCACUCCACCAUUCCCCAUUUCUCCCCUUUCUCCCCUGCUCUAUCCUCCCCUCGCUUCUAGAGCUCCGCCCGAGAGAGGCGAAUUCCAUGUUGGUCUAUGGAGUCCAGCUACGCAUUUCUCCGGCGAGCUACGGGUGGCCGGUGCGUGAUGGCGAGGACCACGGUGGCGAGCUCGGAGAGCAGCGGGAUGAUGUUGCGGCAGUCAGCGCGUGGCUCGGCCAGCGGAGCUGUUCGGGGGGCCUCCGCGCAUCGUUUGUGCGCGUGCGCUGCUUGCUCCCCGCGCCGCCGCGGCCGGCGACGAGUUCUCUCUCUCUCCCUCUCUCUCUCGACCAGAUCCGUUUUGACGUCUUUGUCCGUACAGAGGAGAUCAGCCGCCGUCGGUGGUUGCGGUGUUGAGGGCUUGCCGCAGGUGACCAGGGAGGACAAUGGCGGUGGAGGAGGCGAGAAUGGCACCUGGGCUGGCGGGCGCGUGGUGCUGAGCAGUGGCUCGCAGGCGCGGUUGCGGCGGCACGAUACUUGGCGCCCGCGGGGUGACCGGGUUGAGCCUGUUGCUCGCGGCGCACGGUGGCCAUGGUGAGUCGGCUGAUCACAGCAUCCAAUGGCAGCUCACCGAGACACACCGACGGAAGCGCAUGGAGAAGCACAACGCAUCUGCUGCUUUUUCGUUGCUGGCAUGCGCUCCUGAAGCGGGAAGCUCCAGCCUAUGUGCACUGCAAAAUCUGGGCUUUAAUCUGGCCCAACAUAGAAACAGUCGGGCUUUUUUCGCUACCAGCUGUAGGGUCGACAGGGAGGGGCGUUCGGGCUUGGGGGGCUCUCCUCCCGAACGAAUCCCCCCUCCACUACGAACGAGUCGUUCGGUCUGGAGUUCGUGCGUUAUUGACGUCCACCCCGCUCCGCCGCCGCCUCCGCUUUGCCCCUGACGCUGCAACCGCUACCGUCGCCAUGGACCCGGUCAAGUCGGCGGAACUUCAGGCGCAGCUUAAGGAGAUGAGGGCGGAGCUGAAGGAACGAUCUCUCCCCGGCGCCAAGGUCACCAAGGGUCCCCCCUCCGAGAUCCUCCCUUUUCUCGCGGAGGUGGUGAAGAAGAACAGGGCGGAGCUGCGGGAGGCGUACAGCAACCUCGAACCACCCAUCCUCCGUCUCAACUCCCGGCAAGACCCGUGCGCAUCACCACCAGCUUUCUCUGAAGAUGGAGAGGGAAAGGAAGCAUAAGAACUACUUCUCCAUGAGGAAGUAUAAUAAAGGCCUAGGUCAGGACUGCGAUGCAAAGCCUAGCAUAGUGUGGAAGUAUUUUGUGUUUGCUAUGUUGUUACCUGAAAUGCCUAGAUUGGUUUCAGUGGCAUAUUCUAUUGACACUGAAAUCUUACAUGUUUCGUGGGAGCUUUGCUUUGUCUUUGUGAAAUCUUACUUGUUUUGUGGAUGAGAAUGAAGUUGUCCUGCUUUUGCUCCAAAUGUUUCUAUUUCCAUCUUCCAUGCUAGACGGCUACUCAUAAUAACACUUUUAAACCCAUA
This is a messenger RNA of Triticum dicoccoides, 1528 nucleotides long. RefSeq lists its product as uncharacterized. NCBI's taxonomy places the organism in Eukaryota, Viridiplantae, Streptophyta, Magnoliopsida, Poales, Poaceae. The transcript is spliced from 5 exons. The coding region runs from base 587 to 1228 and encodes 213 amino acids. The record is from RefSeq and is a predicted model, not a curated record.